AGCGUUUGUUGUUAUUUAUCUGGUUUUCAGGCAUUAUGUGCGUUAGCGCAAAAGAAAAAACCUUACAACAAUGUACCUUUUUCUCAUUCAUUCAUCUAUUAAUACCUUUAGUUUUGUAACAACAAAUAUUGAAAAAUAAACCAUUUCUCAUCUGCUUUUUCCUUUAUUUAUUAAUACAAACAUGGCCCUCAAGUGGGUACCUCGCAGCGCCGGAUGUCGCUGUCCGCCGUCCUCGGCGCAAUUGCCACCCUUACGCUUGCCCUGUCAGGCGUAGUAACAGCCUCCUCAGAGCAAGUGAAAAUGACAACCUUCCCCUCCGUUCUCUACGUGGCCUCUCCAUACGCCAUGUGCUUUGGCGUACUGAUCAAAGAGCAAACCAUUCUCACCGAUGCCCGCUGCCUGUACCCUUUCUCCAACAGCAGUAGUGUGCCCAGGGAAGUCAGCGGCUUGCUCAAGCCUGACUAUUUGAUGGUCGCCCUGCCCACCGUCAACACCUCAGCCACCAUGCACAACGUCCUGCUGUCCACCCAGGUAUAUCCCAACCCGGACCAGGCCGGCUUCCGCGCUUCCACCUUUUUCGGCCUUGUGGCCAACUACGUCGAUAACACGACGUUUUUCGCAGUCGAAUCGCCAACGUGCACUCAUACUACCCGCAGAGCCAGUAUAUCGAGGAGGCCGAGCAGAAUUUUGAUGUAGGCAUUAUUACGCUCAAGCACCCCAUGGGUGGUGUGCCCCUGGCCUCG
Molecule: messenger RNA, 743 nt
Organism: Kickxella alabastrina
Lineage: Eukaryota; Fungi; Kickxellomycota; Kickxellomycetes; Kickxellales; Kickxellaceae
Exons: 1
Coding region: 214-696 (160 amino acids)
Source: RefSeq, a predicted model, not a curated record